GAUCAAUGUGUGUACAUUGACAUCCGAUAAACUGACUCUGGAACAGUGGAAAAGAUGAUCCGAGCACACACGGAAGCGCGAUGAAGGAGUUGGAGGCGGGACCGACCAAUCACAAGGAGAAACGUGAUACGGUUAAAUCACGUGGUCACACAGUACUACAACAAUGGUGGUGGACUACACUACCCGACUCGUUGCCAUGGGGAUGUGGUUUAUUUCUCUUAGGACGAAAUAAAACAUACGGUAACUACAAAUAUCCUGAUUAAUAUUUGUUUUUUAGUCUAGUAUAGAACGAGAGUAGGAUUGCGUUAGUAAAAUAAUGACAUUAACGCACUAGUCACUCAAACAGCAUUUGGCGCUGUCAAUGCGCGCGACUUUUCAAAGUGGGCGAGUCAUAAAAGGAUACAAGAAGUCGGUUAGCUAGUGCCAUGCUAACAUGCUUCCUUGUACCGGGACGUAAAUCGCUACUCCAAGUGACAACAACAGCUGAGUUCAACUAACAACAGCGCUCCCUACACCGUCAUGUCUAUUGAUUUUGACAGUGCUGCUCUUCAAACGCAGCACGAUGAUGAAGAUUACGAUGAAGAGGACUAUGCAAGAGAGCAAGAGCUCCACAAACUGCUCACCGACCUGCCAGAUGACAUGCUUGAGGAUAGCCGAGACUCCUCCUCUCCAGAGAUGGAGACCUCCGGCUGCAGCAACAAAAACAUGACAAACAGCCCACCGCCCGAAUGGACUCAGCAGUGGUCAGACCAUCCCAUACCCACCUCUCAUCAGCAGGCUUAUGAUCAAAGCAGUCGUGGGUUUCCUUAUGACAAUAAAGACGUUCGGAUCAAUGGUCAUCCGCAUCACGCUCAAAAUCAACCUCUGGCUCUCAUGUGGAGCAACAAGCAAUUACAAGAUCCAGACUUCACCCAGGAAGACUACACAGAAACCGGCACAGUAGCGGUCGAAUGCACAGAUCUAACCUACGAGUCGACGAUGCACCCCGGAGGCGCUAACAAUCGUGUGAAAUAUAACGGCGACGGAGGAGGCGGUGAUAAUGACUACGGUGACCGCCACAAUCCCAGAGUGCAUUUUCAAAAUCCACAGGCUGGAGUGCAAAGUGUGGACAAGUACACAGCCACUUCCAAUCCUCCCCAUCAGAUGUUCAGCUCAACGGCCACACACCAAGAUCAUGUGUUGGACCAUCUACAGAGGGAACUGCUUGACUCAACACAACAAACUGCUGACAAGGAGCAACUUGCCCAACUACAGAUUUUAAACAAGGCUCAACAUCGGCAAAUUGAGGGCAUGGAGCAGAAACUUGAGGACUCAAAGCGCCACGUGAGAUCCCUUGAGCAUCAGUUAGUCAUUCUAAAAGAUGAGAAGGGUGGCUUUGCAGUGAGCCUUCAGGAGUCAAAUCGACUGCUGGGUGAGGCCAACGAUCGAGAGGCUGAAAUGCAAAGCAAACUGAAGCUGAUGGAGCAGCAAAUACAGACCUUGAAUGAAAGAGACCAGGAGAACACCAAGAAGCAGAGGGUGGCUGAGGCCGCUGUAGACAGCAUGAAGCAGCAGAUGUCGGAACUGUGUCGCUCGGACACUCUGUCCAAAACACGGGAGCAGCACGACCGAGACGUGGCGGCCAUCAAGGAAAAGCACGAGGCUGCGGUCUUGGCCUUACAACACAAGCUUGAUUCCAUGUCUCAGGCUCUGAGUGAACAGGUGGAUAUGGGUCAAAGGUUACGUGAGCAGGUGAAGCAUUUGGAGCGGCAACGAGAAGAAGAGCAACUGGAGAGAGCACGAGUGGUCAAUGCGCUCACUCGCCAACUGGAGGAGAGUCAGCAGCAGUGUGCCAAGCUGCUGCAGACGGGUUGUGUACAGGAAAUGGGUCAAAUCCAGAUCAAAUUACAGCACGCUCAUGCGGCCAAGGCGCUCAGUGAAGACAUGAACAGAGUCCUGCAGGAGGAUCUGGCCGAGUUAAAGGAGCAGAUUAAUCUGUAUGAAUCUGCAUUAAAACUUGGAGUUAUUGCAUUUGAUGCGACGGGUGACUGGGAGAACCAACUGUCUGAAUCCUGUUUGGAUUUAGGAUUGAAGAAAACCAACCGGAAAAAUGUCAGCACGGCCAUUGCCGACCUCCAGACCGACUCCAAGCCGCCCAGGGAUGAAGCUCUGCGACUGCUGCGAGUGGAGAUGCAGCGCUGCUUAGGGAUGCUGAAGGUGAAACGUGAGAAAAUCACUCAACUGCAGGAUGAAUUGCAACAGCGUCGGGUCCGAGAGAACGAGCUGCAGACCCAAUUAGACGACGCCAAGCUCAGCUCAUCGGUUAGAGAGUGCAGCCACAUCAAACCUCUAAACUUGACUGGAGGGGAACAGAAUGAGUUAGUUCAACUACGGGAAGACAAACGACGCUUGCUGGACCAAGUGGAGGUGAUGGAGAAGAAAAUGAUGGAGCUAAAGCAGAGUGAGGAGAAAGUCCGCUCCGCCAACUUGGAACUCUGCACUAAAAUGAGGGAGAUGAUCCAGGAGUUGGACCAAGAGAAGCAGGAGGCCGCUGAGCGAUCUGAGCGGAUUUACCAGCAGCACCGAGAGGACCUGGUGAAGCGAGUUCGGACGGAGCUCGUGCUGGAACAAAAGACUCAGGUUGAACACCUGACGGCACAACAUGAGCAGCACAUCCAGCACCUAAACACUCGGCUCUCUGAGACCAAUGACAAGAUGUUGGCUGUGCAGGAGUGUUACAUCUCUGUGUGCAAGGAGAAGGACAAGCUGGAGGAAAGCGUCAGAAACCGAGAGCAACAAGAGCAUAACCAAAGGGAAGCGAGCCGCACAAAUGUGGACAAAGUGAGAGCCGAGCUUGAAGCUCAACACCAGGAAUCUAUCAACCAGCUGAAGUCCCUGUGGUCCAAAGAGAAGGAGGCUGAGAUCCAGCGAGUGGUGAUCUCCCACGUAGCCUCGGCCAAGGCUGCUUGGGAAGAAGAUCGCCAGCGGAUGGAGAGGAAGUGGACUCUGAAGCUUGAGGAGGCUCGAUGUGAAAAGCGCCCUGUGACAUCUGACGGGACCUGUCAGACGGAUGGCUUUGAAGCAGACCGCUUGAUGAUCACCGUUGAAGAGCUGAACUCCAAGCUCAGUGCCCAAAGAUUGCAGUUGCAGUUGGACGCUGACAAAGUCCAACGCCAAGCUGUGGAUGACGCCAGGAACCAAGUCCGGAGGGACACGCAGGACAAACAUCUGGAGGAUCUGGCCAGUAAGGUUGAAGGUGCUGUGGCCAGGGCUUACAACCACUGGAUUGAGGAUUUGACCUCAUUACCGGAAUACCAAGCCUCACUUCAAAGAGAGAAGAAGAAAUGGGAAGAGCAGCAGAAAUGGCACAUCGAUCAGCAGGCCAGAGAGGAGGCUGACCACCAAAGGAAGGAGCUGCUGGUCCAGAUGGAAGCCAAGCUCCAGCAGACCCUGAGAGCCAGAGAGCAUGAGUGGGCAUCUCAGCGGGCCGAGAAGGAACACGCUCAUAGACUCCAGAUGAGGGAGGAUUUCCUCGCAGAACUUCAGACCUGCCUGGCCCAGGUCCACACCCAGCAGAGCAAUGAGGAGAACAGGAGAGGUGGUCUAUCAGAAAACACGAUAUCACACAUGAUCCACGCUUCCUGCAAAGACAUUGUCGACAGAGCUGUGUCCCAGGCCAAGAAGGACUGGAAGAAAAUUAGUGAGGCGCAGUUGAGCUGCGUAUUACGAGAAACACAACAGCAGCAUGAAAGAGAACUCGACGAGAUGCAAAGCUCUUUGACCCAGAUGAGACAGCAGCCUUGCAGCAUGAAGGAGUGUGCAGAUGCUGCCAGUAAGCUGCAGAAAAAGAACCAGGAGCUCCAGAAGCACCUGGAGAAAGCCUGCCGUCAGUUCCAGCAUAGCGUCCGAGAACACAAAACCACCAUGCAGAAACUCAAAGACGAGCAUGAAAGCAGAUUGCAAAAGACACGGGAGGAGCAUUUGUUGCAACUGGACCAAGUGAAAAAAAGCAAGGAAGCUGCUGGGGCCUGUGAUUGCCAGCAAAAUCUUCAAGAAGGUCUGGAGGAGAUGAAGCAGCAAUACUUGACGACUGUUAAAAAGAUCCGAGGAGACAUGCUGUGUUACCUCGAGGAGAGUCGCCAGCGAGCGGCAGAGACGAUCCGGACGGCGGUGCAGAGGGAGAGGCAGGACACGGCACGCAGGAUGCGCCGCCACUACCGGACAUGUCUGCAGGAGUUAGCGGAGGACGGUGGGAAUACCGCAGGGGCUGAAAAGAAAAUAAUGAACGCUGCUAGCAAACUGGCGGCCAUGGCUAAAGUGCUGGAGACGCCCAUUAAAAGGAAAUCUGGAAAGAACCACAGUUUAGCAGCAACUAAGCCAGAUUUCCUCAAGAGACCAACCACUCUGUUGUGUGAUGUCAGAACCCACGGAGAUAAGACCUCGGAUUCGGAACGGACUCCGCUUGCGAGUAAGCAGGACGUUGCAUCAGCAGACACCCAUCCCUAUCCUCAAAAAGCUCCACAGGCGACGUCUUCGGCCUUUGCCUCCUGGAGAAGCAAGAGCAAAGAGGUUUACCUGCAGGCCGGAGAACCCGGCAUCCACAUCCGGUUGGAUCUGCAUAGCAAACCCUGCCUUGCCCAGGAAGUUCCAGUCAGAGACCAGAAACGGACCAACUGCAGCGACUCGGACAGCCUCCACAUUCCGCAUCUGGGCCACUCCGUAAGGAACGUCGCUGCCGACUUGGGAGACUUUGGCGCUUUGAUCCCGGACGCCUCGGACUUGACGGUUUAUGAUGAGAUGGCUCAGAAGGCUCGCGAGAACCAAAGCGUCCCCAACAAAGCCAAGAUGAGAGAACCCACCCCAGGCUCGGAGGCCGGGGUGGGGGAGACGCCGGGGGCGUGUCACGGGCCUCUCUUCUCCGAGUUGAGACCGCAUCAGGACAGCGGCUUUGACAGCCCCUUUUACCGACCUAAAUGAUACCUCACCAAGUGGUCUUCUACUGCUCCCACUUGGCAGCACCCAGUCCACAACGCCAUUGUGUGCUGGUUCUAUUGCAUCCUGGGAUAUGUAUGCUGUGCAUAUGUUAGACAGGUUUUAUAUUUCACUUUAAUAAAGGCUUCUUUUACCGCAAGCUUUUUAAGGAGCUGAGUGGCCGUUUAAGUCGCCGCUUAGGUCUGGACGCCCGUCGAUAUUUGCGUUCUUUACUUGAAUCGGUAUCGGCCGAUAUGCGCGUGGGUUCGCCGAUGUAUUUUUCCGCCGCAUGAUUUCCAGACAGGCAUCCGCCGGGCAGCUUUGUCUUGCCGGAGGACCCUGCAACACACGCAGUCGCGGUACCCCUCCCCCGCCGCAACAGUGGUGAAUCCCAACAAGGGUAAGUUUUCAACCUUGAAUUAUCCUCCAACAGUUCAACUUAGUUGGAAUAUUCCACCUGCUUUGGAGUAGGAAACAUGAACGCCAAGUGUAUGUAAUAUACACGCUUGAAAAUAUCGUUAUAACAAUACAGGUAGGUGGUCCAGGUAGGGGGUCCAGGUCGGGGGUCCUCUGCUUAUAAAGGAUUCCAUUCCCAGACUGUGGUGUACCAUAGGAUGCUUAGUUCAUAUUCCUUAUUCCUACUCCUAAUAUUCUGAAUCAGGGUUGCACGGUGGGGAGUGGUUAGCAUGUUGACCUGGGUUCGAAUCUUCUCUAGGAGGACAAAUCCCAACAUUCAUCCAAUGACCGUCCAGUGACGUGAUGGUAAUGGUAAUGGUAAUGGUAAUGGUAAUGGUUUAAUUUCAUUUGAACAUGCAUCAGAUUCCAAUUGAGUGCAUCCCAUAAUCAGUUCCCAGUUCCACAUGUCCAAAAGGAGUAGGAAGAAGCAAAACUUAUUAAAUCCUACCCCUCUAUCUGGUACUUUGUUUGAGGGUCUUACUCAAUCCAUUCCAUAGUUUGAUUCCACAUACUGAAAUGCUAUGGCUAGCAUAACGUAGUCCUAGCAUAGAAGUGUUUCAAAUGUACUUCUUCCCUGAGAUCAUAUUUCUCCUCUCUUGUAGAGAAGUAUUGGAUGACAUUUUUAGCUAAUUGCUUAUUUUUAGCUUUAUGCAUUAUUGUAGCUGUAUGAACAUGAACUAUAUCAGCAAGUUGAAGUAUUUGUCAUUUUACAAAUAAGGAGUUAGUAUGUUCUCUGUAGGCGCCAUUAUGAAUUAUCCUUACUGGCCUUUUUUGCAGUACAUUUAGCCAGUGAAGAUUGCUUUUAUAGUUAUUAGCCCAUAUUUCCACACAAUAAAAAGUGAAAUAUGAUUAAAAUAAGCAAUAAUGAAAUGAAUAUGCAGUAUCCCGACACUGACUGAUCUUGAUAAGCCCAAAUGAAUCUUCCAGGUAGGCCAAAAAGUCUUCGGAAAAAAAGUCUAGUGCUUCCAGGAAUAUCUUAACCAGGGGUCUCAAACUCAAUUUACCUGGGGGCCACUGGAGCUAGGGUCUGGGCGAGGCUGGGCCGCAUCAGGUUUUCCAAAAAAAAACGCAUUUAUUAAAAACAGAAA
Molecule: messenger RNA, 6494 nt
Organism: Doryrhamphus excisus (bluestripe pipefish)
Lineage: Eukaryota; Metazoa; Chordata; Actinopteri; Syngnathiformes; Syngnathidae
Source: RefSeq, a predicted model, not a curated record